UUUUUUUACAUUUAUAGCGCUUGCGUCUUACAAGGUGACUGGCAAAUAAAACUGACACUUUAAUUUCGGAAAUGAUGUAAAAAAAAGCAUCAGCAUAAUACGAUUUUGCAAAAAGAAAAAUCAAACAUGAUUUGCGCGUUUUUUACGUUUCAUUGAAAGUCUGUUAUCCUUAUCUGCCAACUUAUGAAUAACGCAGCAGUAAUUGAUUAAAAAAAGUAUCUUUAAUAGUGCAUAUAUUUUAUCGGUGUGUACACGGUUAUACAUAUGUUUUUGUUUUCUUUUUUGUUACACGAGUUACGUAUAUUCUAUUUAUUAUUCGUGUACAAAAACUAUUAAAUCAUACGAUUGAAAUUUUCAUGGAUAGCACGUAGUCAGUUAAAAUUAGUUAGAACGACGUUGAUUAUGAAUAAAACAUACCUUUUUGCUAAUAUAUUAUGAUGAGCAUGUAAGAUCGUUACUGUCGUUGGCUCCGUUUAUAACCUAAAAGUCCAGUGAAAUACACGCAACGCCGCACUAGCGCUGCUCCUUAAUUUACCAUUAAUAUACCUAUAAAAUACGACAAUAAAUCAAUGAAAUCUAUAAAACUAAACAAAGCUCAAACGUAUAUUAUAAACAUGCUCACCUCGAAAACAACGUGGGCUAUACCGGCUUCGUAACGGUUCAUUUGUCGCGCGCGCGCACACACAAGCAUGUAGCUCAAUCGUCCGAUCAGCUGCUGGCAACGCGAUUGGUCCAACGCCGCGCGGGUUUAAAAAGAGCGAGACAGACGUCAAAGAAAUUUUCGUAUAUAUAGGUAUAACUCCCGCACCGCAGCACCGAGGAUGAGAGAAGAUCGAGGAGGAAAAUAAUCAGCUAUAUCGAUCGAGAGAAACUUCGCCGAUGAUCGAGGCGCGGAUUGCGCGGUAUGUCGGUUCUUCUAGAAAAUAGAGCUGGGCAAACACCACCAAUAAACAGUCGGUAUAUACAUAAUUGACUCGUGUUGUUGUCGUCGCCGCGCACUCGACCUCGACCGCGCGAACUGGUAUAAGUGUAUAGUAUAGAGCUGCGGUGCGACAAAGACAAACCGACGUCGCGCGUGUCCAAGUUGUGUUAGUGGAUUUGCUCGUGUGCCUGAGUGUGUGCUCCUGAUGCAGUCAUUCAGCGAUUGCGCGCUUAUAUUUUUAGCACCUUUUACGGAGUUGCUUUUACCCCUCAUCGAUCUGUGAUAAUGACAAGAUUUUCAGAUACUCAGUUCUAGCGCGAAGAGAGGCUUUGGAUGAUCGUUUUUUCGUGUGGCGCAGCUCUCGAAACGUGCUUUUAUUAUGCCGCCGAGUCGACUGGACGCUGUCUACAGGAGCAUUUUGCUCACCAAGUUCUUCACCAAGGGCUGGGGCAAUCCUGAAAAUCUGAGGCGGAUAUUCAAGUUCAGAAAAGUUGUUGCCAAUCGGGAAGCAUGUUACAAACUUAUACCUCGAGAUUAUCCAGUGAAAAUAACAAAAGACGAAGAAUGGUCGGAUUGUCACGUGCUGGAGGGACAAUUCGAGUCACCGUUCGAGAAGAAUUUACCUGGUAUAAUGCCAGAGGAGACCAAGACUGCUCACUUCCAGAUGAUUUUACCUAAACACUGGGAGUCUCAAAAAAUGAAACCCGUCUGUCUACACCUAGCUGGUACAGGAGAUCAUUACUUCUGGAGAAGGAGGAAUCUGGUGGCAAAGCCUCUGCUCAAAGAAUCUGGUAUUGCAUCUAUUUUACUUGAAAAUCCAUUUUACGGUCUUAGAAAACCAAAGGAUCAAAUACGUUCUAGUUUACAUAACGUGUCUGAUAUUUUUAUUAUGGGUGGAUGUUUGAUAAUGGAAUCCAUUGUAAUACUCAAUUGGUUAGAGCAACAAGGAUUUGGACCUCUUGGUCUCACAGGAUUAUCCAUGGGUGGUCAUAUGGCAUCACUUGCAGCUACCAAUUGGCCUAAGCCGAUACCCUUAGUUCCAUGCCUCUCUUGGUCAACAGCAUCUCCAGUAUUUACGCAAGGGGUAAUGAGUGCUUCAAUCAAUUGGGCAUUACUGGAGUCGCAAUAUUUUGAAAAUGAAGCAUACCAAAACGAUUUAGCAAAAAUGGUCAAAAUUGUUAAUCAAGACGACGCAUUUUUAGCCGGACAACAUUUUGCAAAACAUUUUCCAGCAAGCAUGAAAAGAUUUCACAAAAUCAAAACCGAAUCCAAAGACAGUGUUGAUCAAAAGCCUACAAGCAAUUCUACUUAUGGUAAUGGAAAUGGCAAUGGUGUAACUGAAAAUCAACAACUAGCAGAAGAAAAAGCGGCAGCGACGUUAUUUCCUCUAAGUCUGAUAUCAAGUAAAUUCAAAAAUGCUCAGCCAGAUGUUUUAAAGGACGAUAAGUGGCGAGAACGCGAGGCAUUGCAAUUCAUGCGAGGUAUAAUGGACGAGUGCACGCAUCUGUCAAAUUUUGAAGUACCCGUCGACACAGAGCUGAUCAUAGCAGUGUGCGCAAGGGAUGAUGCGUACGUACCGAGGGAUGACUGCAUUGGCCUGGAGCAGAUCUGGCCCGGCGCAGAAAUACGCUUCGUCGAUGCAGGACAUGUGUCCGCUUAUUUGCUUUACCAAAAGAUGUUCAGGUCGACGAUAGCAGAGGCCUUUCAGAGGUAUUUGAAGAAAUACCCCAUCGACAAUAGUUGACGAGAAUGCAGAAGGAAGUUGAUAUUAUUGAAAUUUGAUCCUUGAACUGAGUCAUGAAUGGAUUGAAUGUUUUAUUGCUGCGAUGUCAAGAUACGGGUGAUUUGUAAAUGAAUUUUAAAAUCUGUCGGCAUCACGAUCGACAAGGGUCUGUAAAAAGGGGAUAGACGAAUGACAAUACACAAAAUGCAAUUAAAGGACAAGUAUUGCUCCGUUACAUUAUUGUACAAAACUGUUGUUAUAUACUGUAUGUACAUUAUACUAUCAAAAGCAAUCAAAGAGAAUACUUUUUAUAUGCAAUUGUUAUUUUAUUGUAGGCGAUAUUUAUGCAGAUUUUUAUGUAUACACAAGAUUUAGUCAGAAUAUUUGCGAAUAAAUUUUAUCCUUGUGAGGUCCGUAUAAUUGUACAUUUUUCUAUCACGUAUAUUUGGAUGAUUUUCAAAAUAACACGAUUUUCAGUGUCGUCGAUACGUACAGUAGAAAGGAAUUAACAGCACUAGGGUCUUGUAAACUUUUAAAGUUAGAUGAAGUACUUUAUUGGAACUUCGAAAACCCAAAACUAUAUUGCAAGUGCCAUGUAUUUAAAGUACAAAAGCGAGAUACAAAAUGACCUCAAAACUUGUCGCCUACCUCAACCUGUCGCCAUCGAAAAUUCUAUACUGAAUUGGCUGGACAAAACGUUGUAUUUUAUAUAUGUACGUAUAUAUGACUUACUUUUAAAGUUCGUUGUAUUGUACAAUAUGUUAUAAUAGUUUUAGAAUAAUUAAUAAAUACUUUUAUUUUUAAACUAA
Nasonia vitripennis (jewel wasp) is the source of this 3454-nucleotide messenger RNA. Its product is annotated as protein ABHD18. The transcript is spliced from 9 exons. The coding region runs from base 1302 to 2666 and encodes 454 amino acids. The record is from RefSeq and is a predicted model, not a curated record. Lineage: Eukaryota; Metazoa; Arthropoda; Insecta; Hymenoptera; Pteromalidae.